AUGGAUGAAAAGAACUACUCGGUGGUGACUGAGUUCAUCUUCAUGGGCAUCACUCAAGACCCUCAGCUACAGGUCAUCUUCUUCGUGGUCUUCCUGAUCGUCUACAUGGUUAACGUAGUAGGGAAUGUCGGCAUGAUUAUUUUGAUCAUAACAGACGUACAGCUUCACACACCUAUGUAUAUUUUUCUCUGCAAUCUCUCCUUUGUAGAUCUGGGCUACUCGUCAGCCAUUGCCCCCAGGAUGCUGGCUGACUUCCUAACUAAGCGCAAAGUUAUCUCCUUCUCCAGCUGUGCCACCCAGUUCGCUUUCUUUGUAGGUUUCGUAGAUGCUGAGUGCUAUGUCCUAGCUGCCAUGGCCUAUGACCGUUUUGUGGCUAUUUGUCGACCCCUCCACUAUAGCACACUCAUGUCCAAGCGAGUCUGCUGGGCCCUCAUGGUGGGUUCUUACCUCGCGGGUCUGGUGAGUUUAGUAGCCCACACUUCCCUCACCUUCAGUUUGAGUUACUGUGGCUCCAAUAUCAUAAAUCACUUCUUCUGUGAAAUCCCACCACUCUUGGCACUCUCUUGCUCAGACACCUACAUCAGUGAGAUCUUGCUCUUUAGUCUGUGUGGUUUCAUCGAGUUCAGCACCAUCCUCAUCAUCUUCAUCUCCUAUUUUUUCAUCCUCAUUGCCAUUAUCAAAAUGCGCUCAGCUGAAGGUCGUCUUAAAGCUUUCUCCACCUGCGGGUCACACCUCACAGGCGUCACCCUCUUCUACGGUACUGUGAUGUUUAUGUACCUGAGACCAACAUCUAGCUACUCCCUGGACCAGGACAAGUGGGCUUCUGUUUUCUAUACAAUUAUAAUCCCUAUGUUGAAUCCUUUAAUCUACAGUCUACGAAACAAGGAUGUGAAAGCUGCUUUCAAAAAAUUAUGUGGGAAAAAACCACAAUAA
Elephantulus edwardii (Cape elephant shrew) is the source of this 933-nucleotide messenger RNA. RefSeq names its product olfactory receptor 1019-like. Lineage: Eukaryota; Metazoa; Chordata; Mammalia; Macroscelidea; Macroscelididae. The record is from RefSeq and is a predicted model, not a curated record. Gene Ontology annotation, cellular component: membrane. Gene Ontology annotation, biological process: sensory perception of smell; G protein-coupled receptor signaling pathway. The coding region runs from base 1 to 933 and encodes 310 amino acids. The transcript has a single exon. Gene Ontology annotation, molecular function: G protein-coupled receptor activity; odorant binding; olfactory receptor activity.